Glycine soja is the source of this 2190-nucleotide messenger RNA. RefSeq names its product protein ACCELERATED CELL DEATH 6-like. Gene Ontology annotation, cellular component: plasma membrane. The record is from RefSeq and is a predicted model, not a curated record. The transcript is spliced from 3 exons. Gene Ontology annotation, molecular function: protein phosphatase 1 binding; protein phosphatase regulator activity. NCBI's taxonomy places the organism in Eukaryota, Viridiplantae, Streptophyta, Magnoliopsida, Fabales, Fabaceae. Bases 113 to 2086 code for a protein of 657 amino acids.
UACAGGUAUUGAGGUUUCAUAACCAUAUCUGUUGCCAUAAUUAUUACAUUACAACCUUCAUCUUUCUUGGUUUAGUUCAUUUGAUUAAGGUGUUAAUCAUUCAGCUCAAAUCAUGGAUCUUGAUCAUUUGAAAAUUCCUAUCGACGAUGAUCCAAGCUGGAAAGAGAGAUGCAACAAGAGGAUGGAGGAACUGAAGAACACACAAUUCUCAAGUCAAGAUGCAGCUUCACAACAGGAACUGCUGCAUAAGGAACUUGUGGGAGAGAAAAUUGUUCUAAUUCCUGAGUUGUAUAAAGCUGUUGAGGAAGGAAAUGUGAACAAGUUUCUUGAUGUGUUGGAGCAAGAAUGUAAACAAAGGAAAUUGAAUUUGUCUGUUAUCUUUGAACAAGUCACUGAGACAGGAGAUUCAUUGCUUCAUGUGGCAGCAGAUAAGGGGAAAGAAAAGAUUGUAGAGUUGAUUUGUUGUCACUUUCCUGAGCUUCUUAUUAGGAGAAAUGUAAGAGGUGGCACUCCACUUCAUGUUGCUGUGAGGUCCAAGAACUCUACUAUGGUCAACCUCAUUCUCUCCCAAUAUGCAUCAAUGAAGUCAACACAUGAUGUGAUGAAAGACAAAGAGAUAACAAGAGAGAAAGAUGAACUUGGGGAUACUCCUUUGCAUGAGGCUGUCAAUAAUGGAGAUCUAAGUGUGCUUCAAGUCAUUUUACAUAGAGAUAAGGAUAUGGUCCAUGAAUUGAACAAGUCUAGGCGUUCACCACUGUUUUUGGCAGCUGCGAGUGGCAAUGUGGCAAUCGUGAAUCUUCUAUUGGAUAUUCCAUUCUCUGCAGAUCAGAAGCUUCCACUGUGCUUUGGAAACUCUCCCCUCCAUGCAGCUAUACUGAAACGGAAUCCUGAACUAAUAAAAACCAUAUUAAAGAAACGACCAGAGCUACUUUAUUUAAGAGCUGAAGAUGGAAGUACUUCUCUUCAUUAUGCAGCUUACAUUGGUUAUGUUGAAGGAUUUCGUACUCUAUUGAAAAAUUCAUUCAGCUUGGAAGGGAAUAAGAAGGGACAUCUUCCUAUUCACCUUGCUUGCAAAAGGGGUCAUCUUGAGGUGGUUAAAGAAUUCCUUCAAAACGAAUGGCCUAUUAAUCCUCGUGUUCUUAAUAAAAAAGGCCAGAAUAUUCUUCACGUUGCUGCGAAGAAUGGAAGAAGUAAUGUAGUACAAUAUCUAUUGAAAAAUCCGAAGAUCGAUCAAUUUACUAUAAAUCAGAAAGAUAAUGAUGGAAACACACCACUGCAUUUGGCUUCAAUAAACUUAUUUCCUAAAGUUAUGUACUUUAUUACGCGAGAAAAUAGAACAAAUGUGAAUCUCUCGAAUAGCAGCGGUUUAACAGCCAGAGAUAUCGUUUGUUUGGAACUGAAAAAUCAAAUGACGAUUCGCAAGUUUCUAGCAAAUCGAGUAUUAAAAGAAGCUGGUGUUCCCGUGAAGGUAAAUAAUAUGUUGCGUUCUCAACACCAGCAAGUGUCCAAAACAAAUUCAAGUUUAAAAGAUCUCAUCAACACAUUUUUAGUUGUGGCCACAUUGAUGGUCACUGUGACAUUUGCAGCGGCUUUCACUGUGCCAGGAGGUGUAUACAGUUCCGAUGACACAAACCCUAAAAAUAGAGGGAUGGCAGUUUUAGCUCAUAAACGAUUCUUUUGGGUAUUCACCACCUUCAACAUGACAGCUAUGUAUAGCUCUGUACUUGCAUGUGGACUUAUGUUGAUGGCAUUGAUUUUUGAUCAUAAAUUGGCAACACGAACAACUAUCCUUGCAAUGAGUUGUUUGAUUCUUGCCUUUGUAACGGUGCCGGUGGCGUUUAUGGCGGCUGUGCGUCUAGUUGUGGCCAACAACUCUGCACUUUCCCUUCUUAUAACUGUCAUUGGAGCCACAUACACUUUUCUCAUCGUGAGUCUACUUUUUGGAUUUUUUCCGGUUGGAAAUCGCCUUUUUCUAUUUCGUCAAGUUGGUAGACUCGUUCUUCGGAUUUUAAUUGCAUUAAUAGAUUAUGAUGAUAAACCCGUAGAUUCAUCUUCUCAGAAAGUGAACAAGGACAAGAAUGAAUAAUUGGAGGAGCAUUUAUAGUGUUUAUUAUAUUGCUUUUCCUACGACAAUAUAUGAGAAUGGAGGUGACAAUUAAAAUUUCAUAUAUAUUUGUUGUUGUUGAGUAA